This is a messenger RNA of Pseudophryne corroboree (corroboree frog), 1366 nucleotides long. RefSeq names its product sterile alpha motif domain containing 5 (gene SAMD5). The record is from RefSeq and is a predicted model, not a curated record. Gene Ontology annotation, molecular function: protein binding. Lineage: Eukaryota; Metazoa; Chordata; Amphibia; Anura; Myobatrachidae. Bases 470 to 943 code for a protein of 157 amino acids. The transcript is spliced from 2 exons.
AGCAUACUGUUUGCAGCAUGGAUAUAAAAAAGUAAAUUGUUUGGAAAACAUUUGAUAGCAUGGCAUACGGGUGUUUCCUGCUUUGGAUUAUUAUUCCGGCACUUUAUCAGCAAUGAAGCAGGAGACAGCUGAGGUGUAAUCAGUUUAUUCUUGAUCUGAUUGAAGAACGGACACAGGAACUAUUUCCAUAGACACUCUGCUUUCUGUCUUCAGGAUUGAACAAAACUGGAUUUUUCUUUGGAGUGCAUGGUCAGUCUUGGCUACAGAAUGACACACAUCACCAGGUAUCUGUGCUAUUCCUUAUUUCAUUGGCAUCUGAGAACUCUUCUGUUGUAGAAAGUCAACAACAUUUGACUUUUAUUUUUCCUGUUGGACACUAUUUUUUGUUCUUACUUUGGAUAUUGUUAUUUCAUCAUUUUAUGUUUUGGGAGCCAGCAAUUAAUUUUCCUGGCUCCAUCAUUUACUCACCAUGUGUUCAAAUAUAGUAUAUGAGUGGCUGAAAGCGUUGCAGCUUUCUCAGUAUACAGAAUCAUUUGUGGAUAAUGGGUAUGACGAUUUGGAGGUGUGCAAACAGAUUGGGGAUCCUGAUUUGGAUGCUAUUGGCGUGAUGAUCCAUCAGCAUCGGAAAAAAAUCCAUGAUGCCGUCCAAAGAUUGAAGGAAGAGGAGAAAGAGGCCGCAAGUGGAUUAUAUUUCACCCUGGAGCCCCAGUUAGAUUCACCUACACCUGAUAUCUACACCAGCCACAUGGUGGACCAGUACGAAACCAAAGCAUGGAGGGAAGCACAGGGUCACAAGCCAGUCCCAAGGAGUAAUAAAACUGGACAGCUCAGCAAAAACUUGGUCACUUAUCCUAAAUUGAAGUUAAAGAUCAUGAUACGGGAUAAACUAAUUCGGGAUGGGGUCAAUCUCAGCAAGCCACCUUUCUCCAAAAAGCAGUUUUAAAGAAUUCAUGGUUCCAUUCCAAGGAUGCAACACACAGAGUUUCUGGUUUGGUCAAAGACAGAACUGAUGUGAUACAGAAAUUCAAGACUCAAGAUCGUUUUCUCUGAUCAAUGAGGUUUUAUUAUGCAGCAGAAGAAGAUGGCAUGUUAACUGAUGUUUUUAUUCAAUUAAACUGUACAUAGCUGAGCCUCAGUGAUAUGUUACUGCCUACCUUUUGUUAUAAAUUUACUGACUAUUAUUUUUUUAUUUUCUUGCAUUUUAAUUUUCCAACUCUGCAAACGAACAACUCACAUUUAAUAAUUAAUUAAAAUGCAACAGGUAUUUGGUUUUAAAUAUCCGGUCAGAUAGUAUGUUAUGUUUUUAAUACCAGUAAGAAAGUUAUGUUUUUGAAUUAAAUUAUGUCAUCAUAUUUUAAAGUGUCUA